CCUUGCGUAUCAGUUCCACUCCGCACUUUCGGCCGGCGAGAGUGAAGCGGCGGAUUUUUCGCGGGAACUCUCAGCCAGUGUGUGUUUGUGUGUGAGGGUGUGUGUGUGAGAGAGUGUGUGCGUGUGUGUGACAAUUCAGCGUGUUUGUGGAUUUGAGCCUCGACGCCCCGGUCCCUGAGAAACCGCCGUCGAAGUCGACCCAGCCGUUGUUUAGAGUGCCAGCAUGUCGCCGAAGGUUCUGAUCGAGACCGCACCGCCGGGCAUGGACGACCCGCCCCCCAAGCCCGUGGUGGUGUCGUCGGCCAAGCCGCAGUCCCGGACGCGCUUCGUGUCCGCCGCGGUGCUGGCCGUCGAGGUGGCCUGGCUCAUCGUGCAGUCCAUCUUCAUGAUCCUGGACGCCGUCUACCACGCCAUCAAGCCCAACGAGGGCAAGGACCUGACGGGCAAACUAGUGCUGAUCACCGGCGCGGGCCACGGCCUCGGCAAGGAGAUCUCCCUGCAGUUCGCGCGCCAGGGAUGCAGAGUGGUGUGCGUGGACAUCAACAAGGUCGGCAACGAGGAGACCGUCAGGGAGAUCCUCCAGGAGGCCGAGAAGGCCAACAUGCCGGGCAACGGCCGCCCCAGGGUCAAGGGGUACAUCUGCAACGUGGCGGACAGAAAGAAGGUCCAGGAGCUCGCCUUGCUGGUGACCAAAGAAAUGGGCGAGGUGGACAUCCUGGUAAACAACGCCGGCAUCCUGACGGAGCACUCCUUCCGCGACGCCACCCCGGAGGAGAUCGACCUCACCAUCAACGUCAACUUCACCUCGCACUUCUGGACCAUCCAGUCCUUCCUGCCCUACAUGCUCAAGAGGAACUCGGGACACAUCGUCGCCAUCGCCUCCGUCGCCUCCUUCAUCGGCGUCGCCAACUUCUCCACCUACUCCGCCACCAAGUUCGCCGUCGAAGGUCUCAUGUCGUCGCUGCACGAGGAGUUCCGGUCCAAGCAGAAGGACAUCAAGCUCACCACCAUCCACCCGUACUUCAUCAACACCAGGCCGGACCUCAUCAAGGGCUGGCACCACAGGCUGCCUCUCAUCACCCCGGACAGGGUUGCCAGCGCCGUGGUGCGCGGCGUCCGCAGGGAGAACGUCUCCGUCACCAUCCCCAAGUUCCUGUUCUACCUCCUGGCCUUCUCCAGGUUUUUCCCGCAGAGCGUGAUCGACAUCUGGAGAGACGUCUUCUACACCCACAUCACCCCUCCCAACAAGCUGCCCGGCGCGCAGGUCUUCUCCAACGGGGUGGCCAACGGCAUCGCCGGCAAGAAGGAGCUCUGAAGACGGACUCAUCCCCGACAGCGGGACGGGAAUGUACUUUGGGGUGACCAGGGGCAUCUAGCAGAAGGCGGCGAGCCUCUCUUGGCGUUGUUUGCGUUUCAAACAAGACUUUAAGAAGAGUCGCGCCGAGCCUUCUGCCGACAAGACUGCGCUGCGAGCCGGGCCGUGCCGGGCCGUGCCG
Molecule: messenger RNA, 1496 nt
Organism: Thrips palmi
Lineage: Eukaryota; Metazoa; Arthropoda; Insecta; Thysanoptera; Thripidae
Product: epidermal retinol dehydrogenase 2-like
Exons: 8
Coding region: 224-1315 (363 amino acids)
Cellular component (GO): lipid droplet
Molecular function (GO): oxidoreductase activity, acting on the CH-OH group of donors, NAD or NADP as acceptor
Source: RefSeq, a predicted model, not a curated record